AUGAUGCUUAAUCGUCUCUCGGACGGCCCGGCCACGGUUCUCUCUCCUCCCAGGGAACACGCCUUCGCUCAGUUCUCCCAGCCAUCUUUCCUCGACUCCUCAGAAAGCUUCAACGGCUAUCCGAAAAGCCCUAGCGCGGUCUUUACCAACAAUAACUCUGCGCAGCCCAUUCCCUCGAGUUCCAAUUUCUCGUCUGCCCCUGCGGUUCCUAAGCCCUCCCGGAAGAGGUCGCGUGAUGAGGCCACUUUUGAAGAGACUGUUGCUCCCAGCGCAACCCCUGCACCAGUACCCCAGGUACAGCCCAUCUAUGGAGAAGGCAUGGUUCUUUUAAACCCACAGACUGGCCUUGCGAUCUCUGCUGAGAGCCAGACCGGCACAUGGUACGAACAACAGUCCGAGCUGCAACAAGCUGCCAGUGCACCUAUUUCCUCGCGGUCAAACGCGCUGCUUUCUGAUGCUACCGACGUAAGCCGCAAGUCUCAGCGUCUUGAUCAAUCUGCGCCAGGUCUGGACGAUAUUGCGUUGUCCUCAAUUCGCCAACGUCUGGAGGACCCUAGCUCCAAUGAUCAGCAUCGCACUCUCAAUGCGGGGCCUGCUCCGCCGGCGGAGCCUCUAGUAGAUGAUGCCACCCGUCUUCUAGGUAUCGGCUGGCAACGUGUCAAUACGGAAGGGGACAUGGCUCCUGCUGUUCGUGGCUGGACCAAGUAUAUCGACAAUCAAUACUCGGCUCACCUGCACGACUCUCAGAUGCUCCUUAAAAGUCGCGCUCUGAAUGCCUAUCUUGUGGCUGCCACUCCAACUUCUGGACAAUCGCCUGCCUUUUAUCUCUUUAGCGAAGACCUCACUCAUGGCCAGCUCGUUGCCUCCUCCUGGGAAGCAUGCCUUCAAAAUCUUCGUAGCUCCCCCAUCAUAUUUGAGGGCGCCUCUCCCCUCGAAGCUAUGGAUCGACCUAGCGCAAAGCCUAUCUCCUUCAACUCCAUGGACACUGGCGUGCCACUUCUCCAACAAGCCAUGUCUAAUCAUCCUCAAACAUCAGGCCUCGGCGAACUGAGCGGAGGCGCGGAAAUGGGAAUGGAGAUCGACUCCUAA
Molecule: messenger RNA, 1089 nt
Organism: Penicillium griseofulvum
Lineage: Eukaryota; Fungi; Ascomycota; Eurotiomycetes; Eurotiales; Aspergillaceae
Exons: 1
Coding region: 1-1089 (362 amino acids)
Source: RefSeq, a predicted model, not a curated record